Molecule: messenger RNA, 3281 nt
Organism: Empidonax traillii (willow flycatcher)
Lineage: Eukaryota; Metazoa; Chordata; Aves; Passeriformes; Tyrannidae
Gene: SYT12
Product: synaptotagmin 12
Exons: 15
Coding region: 1-3225 (1074 amino acids)
Biological process (GO): regulation of dopamine secretion; calcium-ion regulated exocytosis; cellular response to calcium ion
Molecular function (GO): phosphatidylserine binding; SNARE binding; clathrin binding
Source: RefSeq, a predicted model, not a curated record
AUGAUGCUGACCAAAGCCAAACCCCGGGGAGGGUCUGGCGAGCGCAGAGACCGCCCAGCUCAUCGCAGGGAUGAGCGGGCAGUGCCGCCCGGCUCCGCCCCGGGCUGGGCAGGGCGAGGGAGCGGAGCCGCUCCCGCUCUCACCGCCGGGAAGCAUCCCGGAUUGGAGGGGGGCGGAGAUCCCGGGCUGAGCUCCCAACCCGCAGGGACCCCCGGGCAGCGGAGAGGGGGGGCUCUGCCCAGCACCCACCGCCGGGAAGCAUCCCGGGAGGGAGGGGCUCCUUGGAUCCCGGGGCUGAGCUCAGGGACCCCCGGGCAGGGGAGGGGGCUCCGCCCGGUCCCCCCCGCCGUGGGAGCGGACCCCGGCGGUCGCCGCGUUCCCCCCGCCGUGGGAGCGGAUACCCCGCAGAUCCCCGAGGAUUUGUACCUGUCCAGCUCCUGCCGCUGGCUGAGAGGCUUCAGCGCAUUUGCUCAGUGCCUGGAAGAGGAGCCAAGGCCAGGAGCAGUGGAGGGGGAGCGGCGAUGGAACGUUCACUGCAGGAAAAUCUCGAGGCGUUCGAUCUUUGAAUUAUUUGCCUUCGUCCUCACGCCGUGUCUCGCGCAUUCCAGGCCAUCCCCCUGGCAGGGGGUGUUUGCCAUGGACACCGGGCACAUCAGCAGAUCCCGCUUCAGUGUGGCCUCCAGCCCGCCGCGGUGGGAGAUCGGGCUCUACGCCGCCGGCGCCUUGGCACUGCUGGGAAUCCCAUCCUCGGAGCUUGGAGCCGAGUUCCUGGCAGGGAAGCGGCUGAGGCUCAGCCCGGGGGUGGUGACGAGCUCAUGGAGCCCCUUGUCCCCUCUAGUGGCCUCCAGCCCGCCGCGGUGGGAGAUCGGGCUCUACGCCGCCGGCGCCUUGGCACUGCUGGGAAUCGCAGCCAUCAACAUCUGGAAGCUCUGGCGCUCCGGCAGCUACCCGGCCCCUUCCCCCUUCCCAAACUAUGACUACCGGUACCUGGAGCAGAAGUACGGAGCGGCGUAUCCGGACGUCAGGCACAAGCGAGGGCUGGCCCCGGGCUCGCAGCGGACGCUGGGUCAGAGCACUGCCAGCCGCAAGAGCAGCCUGAGGGCAGAGGACACCUUGGAGAGCAUCCAGGAGCUGGGCAGCCUGGAGCUGAUGGGCAGAGACCUCGGACUGGCCCACUACGGCCCCCUGAAGAAAUCCAUCUCGGCCGACUCCCUCAACUCCAUCUCGUCCAUCGGGAACAACUUCGGGCAGGAUUUCACGGUGGGGCAGGUGGAGGUGUCCAUGGAGUAUGAUGGGAGGGCGGCCGCCCUGCACGUGACGCUGCUGCAGGGCAAGGACCUGCUGGAGAAGGAGGAUGCGCGAUUCGAGUCCUGCUUCAUGCGGAUCAGCCUCCUCCCGGCCGAGCAGAUCGUCGGCAUCUCCCGAAUCCAGAGGAGUGCCUACGCUGUGGCCUUCGACGAGCGCUUCUCCAUCCCGCUGGACCCGGCAGCGCUGGAGGAGAACAGCCUGCGCUUCUCUGUCUUCGGCAUCGACGAGGACGAGAGGAGUGUCAGCACCGGCGUGGCCGAGCUCAAGCUCUCCGACCUGGACCUGGCUGCGCGCCCCUUCAACGCCUGGCUCUACCUGCAGGACAUGAGCAAGCCUGUGGACACGGUGGGGGAGAUCCUGCUCUCCCUGAGUUACCUGCCCACGGCCGAGCGGCUCACAGUGGUGGUGGUCAAAGCCAAGAACCUCGUGUGGAGCAACGGCAAGGUGACCGCAGAUCCCUUCGUCAAGGUGUACCUGCUGCAGGACGGGAGGAAGAUCAGCAAGAAGAAGACAGCGGUGAAGAGGGGGGACACCAACCCUGUGUUCAACGAGGCCAUGAUCUUCUCCGUGCCGGCCAUCGUGCUCCAGCCAUCCUCGGAGCUUGGAGCCGAGUUCCUGGCAGGGAAGCGGCUGAGGCUCAGCCCGGGGGUGGUGACGAGCUCAUGGAGCCCCUUGUCCCCUCUAGUGGCCUCCAGCCCGCCGCGGUGGGAGAUCGGGCUCUACGCCGCCGGCGCCUUGGCACUGCUGGGAAUCGCAGCCAUCAACCUCUGGAAGCUCUGGCGCUCCGGCAGCUACCCGGCCCCUUCCCCCUUCCCAAACUAUGACUACCGGUACCUGGAGCAGAAGUACGGAGCGGCGUAUCCGGACGUCAGGCACAAGCGAGGGCUGGCCCCGGGCUCGCAGCGGACGCUGGGUCAGAGCACUGCCAGCCGCAAGAGCAGCCUGAGGGCAGAGGACACCUUGGAGAGCAUCCAGGAGCUGGGCAGCCUGGAGCUGAUGGGCAGAGACCUGGGACUGGCCCACUACGGCCCCCUGAAGAAAUCCAUCUCGGCCGACUCCCUCAACUCCAUCUCGUCCAUCGGGAACAACUUCGGGCAGGAUUUCAUGGUGGGGCAGGUGGAGGUGUCCAUGGAGUAUGAUGGGAGGGCGGCCGCCCUGCACGUGACGCUGCUGCAGGGCAAGGACCUGCUGGAGAAGGAGGAUGCGCGAUUCGAGUCCUGCUUCAUGCGGAUCAGCCUCCUCCCGGCCGAGCAGAUCGUCGGCAUCUCCCGGAUCCAGAGGAGUGCCUACGCUGUGGCCUUCAACGAGCGCUUCUCCAUCCCGCUGGACCCGGCAGCGCUGGAGGAGAACAGCCUGCGCUUCUCUGUCUUCGGCAUCGACGAGGAUGAGAGGAGUGUCAGCACCGGCGUGGCCGAGCUCAAGCUCUCCGACCUGGACCUGGCUGCGCGCCCCUUCAACGCCUGGCUCUACCUGCAGGACAUGAGCAAGCCUGUGGACACGGUGGGGGAGAUCCUGCUCUCCCUGAGUUACCUGCCCACGGCCGAGCGGCUCACAGUGGUGGUGGUCAAAGCCAAGAACCUCGUGUGGAGCAACGGCAAGGUGACCGCAGAUCCCUUCGUCAAGGUGUACCUGCUGCAGGACGGGAGGAAGAUCAGCAAGAAGAAGACAGCGGUGAAGAGGGGGGACACCAACCCUGUGUUCAACGAGGCCAUGAUCUUCUCCGUGCCGGCCAUCGUGCUCCAGGAGCUGUCCCUGCGUGUGACGGUGGCUGAGAGCGGCGAAGAUGGACGUGGUGACAACACAGGCCACGUGCUCAUCGGCCCCACAGCCAGCGGGAUGGGCACCACGCACUGGAACCAGAUGCUGGCCACGCUGAGGAAGCCCGUGUCCAUGUGGCACCCACUCCGCAGGAAUUAGGGGGCUGCACCCCGACACCAGCUCUGCCAGGCACAGCAGGGCCCGGAGCUGCCAGG